AUCUUUUUGAUCAUUACCAUGCCAAAUCGGUCCAGAUAGCCGGCCGGUUCCUCUCCAGGUUGUCACUGGGAUUUCUUUUUGUUGGUAGCUACAAAAAGGGUUUGCCCACCCGUUUCCACAUGGGUUUGAGCAAGCCACAACCCCCUUCCCCCAACUCUCGGGGCGACGUUGAGUGAGCUUCGAUGCUCCUUGCAGACUAGAUUGUUGCCGCUUGUAGUGCCUCUCUGGCCUGGCAAACUUUGUCUUGCUGAUUGCUCCGGGUUUGCUCCGGCAAUCUUUCUUUGCGCCCGCCCGGAUCCGCUCCACGAUCUAGUCGCGUGCUCCCUUCUCCGGCAAACGGCAAACAGCAAACGACCGAAAACCGCGCCGUCUGUCACCAUGGGGUGGACUCACAAGGCAAACCAGGCCGUCGCCAAAUCGGCGGUGGGCCGCUGGUUCAAGCUCGAUGGCUCCGGUCACCCAAAAGAGCGCAAGGGCUCAUACUUCUUCACCGAGAUGCGCGCCGGCCUUGCUACCUUCUUCGCCAUGUCGUACAUCAUUGCUGUCAAUGCCUCAAUCGUGAGCGAUUCCGGCGGCACCUGCGUCUGCAAUAGCACUCCGUCGGACCCUAUAUGUUUAAACAACCAGGAAUAUGCUAUCUGCAAGAACGAGAUCAAGCGUGACCUGAUCACGGCCACGGCCGCCAUCUCGGCUCUGGGGACCUUCUUCAUGGGCCUGCUCGCGAACCUCCCCGUCGGCAUCGCGCCCGGUAUGGGGCUCAACGCCUACUUCGCCUUUACCGUCGUCGGCUUCCACGGCACCGGCACCGUGCCCUACAGCGUGGCCGUGACCGCCAUCUUUGUCGAGGGCUUCAUAUUCUUCGCCCUGGCCCUGCUCGGCAUGCGCCAGUGGCUGGCCCGCGCGAUCCCUCGCUCCAUCAAGCUCGCCACCAGCGUUGGCAUCGGGCUCUUCCUGACCCUGAUCGGCCUGACCUACGGGCAGGGCAUCGGCCUCAUCGUCGGCGGCGUCUCCACGCCCCUCGAGCUCGCGGGCUGCAAGGCGAGCGACCGCAAGGUUGCCGCCAACGGCGACCUGCUCGGCUGCCCGGACUACGCCAAGAUGCGCAAUCCGACCAUGUGGAUCGGCAUCUUCUGCGGCGGAAUCUUCACCGUCUUCCUGAUGAUGUACCGCGUUAAAGGCGCCAUCAUCGCAGGCAUCAUCCUCGUGUCCGUCAUCUCGUGGCCCCGCGGCACCGAGGUUACCUACUUCCCCUACACGCCCGUGGGCGACAACAACUUUGAGUUCUUCCGCAAAGUUGUCGACUUCCACCCCAUCUCGCGCGUCCUCAACGUCCAGGAAUGGAGCAUUUCCCAGUACAGUGGACAGUUCGGGCUGGCCUUGAUCACGUUUCUCUACGUAGAUAUCCUGGACUGCACCGGCACGCUCUACGCCAUGGCCAAACACGCCGACCUUAUGGACCCCGUGACCCAGGACUUUGAAGGCUCCACGGCCGCCUACAUGGUCGACUCGAUCUCCAUCUCCAUCGGCGCCCUGUUGGGAACCCCACCCGUCACGGCCUUCAUCGAGUCCGGUGCCGGCAUCUCUGAGGGCGGUAAGACCGGCCUCACUGCCAUGUUCACCGGCCUGUGCUUCUUCAUCUCCAUCUUCUUUGCGCCCAUCUUCGCCUCGAUCCCGCCCUGGGCCACAGGCUGCGUCCUGAUCCUGGUAGGCUCCAUGAUGAUCCGUCAAGUCAAGGAUAUCAACUGGGAGUACAUUCCCGAUGCGGUUUGCAGCUUUGUGACCUUGGCUCUGAUGCCUUUCACCUACUCCAUCGCCGACGGCCUCAUCGCCGGCGUCUGCCUGUACAUCGUCAUCAACACGUUGGUCUGGGUGGUCGAGAAGGCCUCGGGCGGCCGCAUCGUGCCGCCCAACAAGGACAAGAAGGACCCCUGGACCUGGAGGAUCCCCGGCGGCGUGCUGCCGCCCUGGCUCGUCCGCAUCACCAAGGGCAAGCGCGACUUUUGGCGCUCCGACGACCGCUCCGUCUCCGAGGCGCAGGCCGUCGGCGGCCCUGCUGCUACCACCCAGGGCGGCGGCGUCCCGCUCCAGGAGGAGCACCACUUCGACACCAAGGGAUCCGCCGACUCGCCCGAGCGGAGGGGCUCGCCGGACAAUGGGGCUCGGACCGAGCAGGGCGCCGGUGGUGUUGUGGCACCCGAGGCGCAGAAGGAGAAGUGAUCUCUUUGUUCUCGCGAGCAUUCUGCCGAUGAGCGCAUACCAACAUAUUAUAGCCUGCUUUUGAGAGAGGAUUUGACUCCAUGACAUGCGACAUGGAAAUAGAGUCUUUCGUAUCCUGGUCGGGCUGCUUUGCGCCAGUAACGGCACGAUAUUUUUUUUGUAUAGAUCAAGUUGAAGAGCUCAAUGGGAAGUCUCCCUAUUUUCCGUCCUUGGUCCCUCCCAGAUUCGGAACCAACCCGCUGCAUCAGUCACUUAUCCAUCACCUGCAGCGCCCCAAAAGUCCGGGGAAGGCCCCACAAAUCAGGACAGAGCCUCCUCUCUUGCUUAUCUCCCUUAGUUCCUAGUCCGUGCCUCUGCUUGUGCACCUCUGUCACAAAGGAGGCUAUCACCAAGGGCCGGCACACUGUUCCAGGUCUUGGCACGGAAGAUCUGCACGGGUAGCGG
Messenger RNA from Gaeumannomyces tritici R3-111a-1, 2661 nucleotides. Its product is annotated as inner membrane protein yicO. Gene Ontology annotation, biological process: transmembrane transport. Gene Ontology annotation, cellular component: plasma membrane. The transcript has 5 exons. The record is from RefSeq and is a predicted model, not a curated record. Bases 379 to 2217 code for a protein of 612 amino acids. Lineage: Eukaryota; Fungi; Ascomycota; Sordariomycetes; Magnaporthales; Magnaporthaceae. Gene Ontology annotation, molecular function: purine nucleobase transmembrane transporter activity.